Molecule: messenger RNA, 2012 nt
Organism: Cucurbita maxima (winter squash)
Lineage: Eukaryota; Viridiplantae; Streptophyta; Magnoliopsida; Cucurbitales; Cucurbitaceae
Product: probable E3 ubiquitin-protein ligase ZFP1
Exons: 6
Coding region: 169-1608 (479 amino acids)
Molecular function (GO): ubiquitin protein ligase activity; zinc ion binding
Source: RefSeq, a predicted model, not a curated record
CCAGAGUCCAAUCAGAAAACUAAUUGUGGAAGAGAAAUGCGGAAUCGAUGGGGACGUUUUUAUGCCAUUGAUUGACUAAAUUCACCAACACCCACCCUCAAAAUUCUCAACAACACUCUCUCUCGCGCCGAUCACACCCCAUUUACUAGCAGGUAUAUCUGCACUUUCAUGGACACAAGGGACAGAACACGUGCUCCUAGUCAUACAACUCCAAUAAUGGAUCUGGAAUUAGAUCAACCAAGUCAUCUGCCUGAGCUUUCUCUUUCGGGUCAUGGAGCCUUCUCGCGGUGGAGUGGCCAUUCGAUGGUUACAGCUUCAAGAAACUCGAUGAAUCCUGAUGUUCAACGUCUACCUGAGCAUGCUAAUGGUGCUAUACUCUACGGAGUGAACCGAUACAAUAGUUCUAGGAUCCAACGUGCUCAAGAUAUACAGGUAGCAACUACGGGCAAUCCCUGUUCGUAUCUGACCUCACCGUAUGGUAAUCAGCAGUUCCCAUCUCCUAGAAGUGGAUUGAUUGGAAAUCCUGCAGAUGCAUAUGCAAGGAAUAGUCAUUUUAUGGAGGUCGGAUUUCCGUAUAAGAGAAGAUUUUCUGAAGGGGUCCCUGUGAAUUUUCAGGGUCCCAAUAGUUUAGCAAGCUCUGAGUCUUUAAAUGGACCUUUUAAUCCUGUACAUGGCCAUGUUCCUAGCCACUUGACUAGAGGAGACUUAAUGGUUCAGCCCUUUCAGCAAGCCAGCAAUGCUCUCCGGUUAGACCAACCUGUAAACUUUAACUUCGACGAUCGAAGUGCUUGGACCUGGAACCAAGCUCCUGCAGGUUUCGCUAUCCAUGGGGACAACGGGAUUAGAGGUUCUUCAGAAAGUUUUAGCUCAGGUCUUCAUAGAUAUGGUGAAAUUUCUGGGAUGAGUUGUUCUCCAAAUUUUCAGCAUCCUCCUUCGACGAUGAUCCAGCAUUCGAGUCAUCGAAUUCCGUUACAACAGGUGCACUUGCAUCCCCAAGCAGCAGCAGCAGCAGCAGCUAUACCAAGGGUUUGUUUGAGUUCUGCUUAUGGUAUCGUGCACCAACAGUUCAUGGAGCUAGAGCCUAGGCAAACAAGUGAUCUUCCAUUUAGCGGUCGCAUUGCAUAUAACCCUCAUCAAGGUUGUAUUGACCCAGAGACGAUGUUUCGACGCCGUUCAACUUCUCAAAUGAGAGUUCCAGAGGAGGAUGAAGUUCCCUUUCGAAGGGUUCAGGCUUCGGCUUCGAACUCCAAUGAUACGGGAGAUUUUGCUGAUGCAUACAGAGAUAUGCGCCUGGAUAUCGAGCACAUGUCAUAUGAGGAGCUUCUUGCAUUAGAGGAGAGGAUUGGCUAUGUCAGGACUGGGUUGUCUGAGGAAACGAUUACGAGUCAACUGAAGACGAGGAUUUCUAUGCCAUCUUCGAGGGAGUCCAGGAACGAGGAACCCGUUUCAUGCACCAUAUGCCUGGACACCCUAAACGACGGGAAGAUUGGCGUCCUCGAUUGCAAUCACUAUUAUCAUGCUGAUUGCUUAAAACAAUGGCUGCUCGUAAAAAAUGUUUGCCCCAUCUGCAAAUCUGAGGCAUUGACGAGAUGGGUGAAUAGUGAUUAGGGUGGUUGUGAACAGUUGAGUUAGGAGAUAGCUUUAGCUGUUCACUGGAGAUCUUAUGAUGAUCGGUUUAAACUAUGUUGGUCGUUUGUAAAUGUCUUGCACAUAAAAACAAUGUUAAGACUCCAACUCAUUUUUAUUUUGUUGGUUUCUUAAACCCUGAAUGUAAUCAGGGGGGAGUUCAGAGACGUCUGCUGGCCUUCUUUUCUGUUUAACAGCCUGCCCAUCCUGAAAACCGCUCUGCCGGAGGUAGGGUUCAGCAGCUGGAAGAGUACCGCACAUUGCAUGAUGUCCGGUUCCUCCCGGUGGCCCUUGAAAAUUCUGUUGUACACAGUUUUUGUUGUUUUGUAUUGGGAAACCAUACAUGUGAAAUCUGGACUUUCUUUAUUUUCUGUUGUGAUUUUUGC